AUGCCUCGGAACCGGGCCUUCUCCGAACCAGAGUACUCGGCGGAGUACUCGGCGGACUGCUCCGUGACCCUGCCGUCCGACCCCGGGCAGGCGGUGGGACGGACACACGAGGUCACGGUCCGGAGCUCAGGAUGCUGCCUCUGUCUGCCGCGCUUUAUGCGCCUCACCUUCACCCCGGAGUCCCUGGAGAACCUGUACCAGACCUACUUCAGGCGGCAGAGACACGAGACCCUGCUCGUGCUCGUGGUGUUCGCUGCCCUCUUUGACAGCUACAUCAUCGUCAUGUGUGCGGUGGUCUACACCACUGACAAGCUGGCUUCUGUUCUUGUGGCAUCAGUGGGACUGGCAGCCGAUAUCAUCCUCUACCUGCUGUGCCGCUUCAGCGUGCUGCCAGACCGCAUCUCCAGACGGGUGGUGCCCUACGCCCUGUGGGUGCUCAUAGCGGCUCAGAUAUUCUGCUAUCUGGGUUUAAACUAUGCUCGCUUCCACCAGGCCAGCGACACGGUGGGCUGGCAGGCUUUCUUCAGCUUCUCCUUUUUCCUGACUCUGCCUCUGAGGCUGACGCCCAUCGUGCUCAUCACCUCUGUCUCCUGCGGGGUCCACACUCUGGUUCUGGGCGUCACCAUUGCCCAGCAGCAGCAGGAGAACAUCCAGGCGGCAGCACUGGGCAGACAGCUGCUGGCCAACAUUGUGAUCUAUGUUUGUGCCAUCACCGUGGGUGUCAUGUCGUACUACAUGGCUGACCGGAAGCAUCGGAAGGCCUUUCUGGAGGCAAGACAGUCACUGGAGGUCAAACUCAACUUGGAGGAGCAGAGCCAACAACAGGAACGCCUGUUGCUUUCCAUCCUCCCAAAGCACAUAGCUGACGAGAUGCUUCAGGACAUGAAGAAAGAGCCCAGUCAGAAAGAGAUGCAGCAGUUCAACACUAUGUACAUGUACAGACAUGAAAAUGUCAGUAUUCUGUUUGCAGACAUCGUGGGCUUCACCCAGCUGUCGUCGUCUUGCAGCGCUCAGGAGCUGGUCAAGCUGCUCAAUGAGCUCUUCGCACGCUUUGACAAACUGGCAGCGAAAUAUCACCAGCUGAGGAUCAAGAUCCUGGGAGACUGCUACUACUGUAUCUGUGGACUGCCAGACUACAGGGAGGACCACGCUGCCUGCUCCAUCAUGAUGGGCCUGGCCAUGGUGGAGGCCAUCUCGUAUGUCCGAGAGAAAACCCAGACAGAUGUUGACAUGCGGGUGGGCUUGCACAGUGGCACGGUCUUGGGAGGAGUGCUGGGUCAGAAACGCUGGCAGUACGACGUCUGGUCCACAGAUGUCACUGUGGCCAACAAAAUGGAGGCAGGAGGGAUACCGGGUCGUGUCCACAUCUCACAGAGCACCAUGGAGUGUCUUCACGGGGAGUUUGAUGUGGAGCCAGGGAACGGAGGGGACCGCUGCGACUACCUGAGGGAGAAGGGCAUCGAGACCUACUUGGUGGUUCUUCCUAAAGGAGCUGUGGGAAAGAGUGGCAUCAAUGGUGUCAAGCUGUCUGUUACCUCCUCCAAUGGAAACUCGCCGCUGUUAAUCAACACCACAGAGUGCAACGGCAAUGCUAACACGGCCUGCACCACCCCGGAGGAACCAGAAGAGCUGGACGCAAGGGUGGUGAAUCCGUCAUUCCCAAACCCACGGAGAAGGCUGCGGCUGCGGGACCUGGCUGAGAGGGUGAUUGAUGCUCAGGAGAAUGAACAGGAGCUCAACAAACUACUAAACGAAGCCCUGCUGGAGAGAGAGACAGUGCAGGCUUUGAAGGGGAAGCACACCAACCGGCUCUCCCUGAGGUUUGUGGAUCCAGAGCUGGAGACUCGAUACUCUGUGGAGAAGGAGAAACAGAGCGGAGCUGCCUUCUGCUGCUCCUGUGUGGUGCUGCUCUUCACUGCGGGCAUGGAGGCCCUCAUAGACCCCUGGCUCAUUGCAAACUACAUCACCUUUGCAGUGGGAGAGGUCCUGCUGCUCAUCCUGACAAUCUGCUCUUUGGCUGCCAUCUUCCCUAGAGUCUUUCCCAACAAGCUGGUGUCUUUUUCCACCUGGAUUGACCACACCCGCUGGGCUCGCAACACCUGGGCCAUGGCAGCCAUCUUUAUCCUGACCAUGGCAGACAUCGUGGACAUGCUGAGUUGUCUGCCUCAAGUCCCAGACUCAGGCGGCACCACAAUGGCUCCCUCCUCCUCCUCCCCUUCCUCCUCCUCCACUUGGUCUGGGCCUCAUGGAUGCCUGAAAAACCCCAAAUAUUACAGCUACAUUGCUGUGCUGGCACUGAUGGCUACCACCAUGCUGGUUCAGGUCAGUCACAUGGUCAAGCUCACACUGAUGCUGCUCAUCACUGUGUCCACUGGCAUCGUGAACAUCUACAGCUGGAGGGACAUCUUCGACCGCUACGACUCGGCCCGCUUCCAGGACUACAGGUCAGCCAGUAUCAUCUGUGUAAAGCACCACUCUUCACAACUCUGUGUAGUGGUACAAAAAGACAGCAACCUGCCUGGGUCAUACCUGGUGCCUUCCAAGUUCACAAUGACAACUAUGAUCUUCAUUAUGAUGGUCAGCUUCUAUUAUUUCUCCAGACAUGUGGAGAAGCUUGCCCGCACCCUGUUCCUGUGGAAGAUUGAGGUCCAUGAGCAGAAAGAGAAAGUAUAUGAGAUGAGGCGCUGGAAUGAAGCACUGGUGACUAACAUGCUGCCUGAACACGUGGCUCGACACUUCCUGGGCUCCAAGAAAAGGGACGAGGAGUUGUACAGCCAGUCCUACGACGAGAUUGGAGUCAUGUUUGCCUCAAUCCCCAACUUCUCUGACUUCUACACAGAGGAGAGCAUCAACAAUGGAGGGAUCGAAUGCUUACGCUUCCUCAACGAGAUCAUCUCAGAUUUUGACAGUCUGCUGGAUGAAACUCAAUUCCGCUGCAUUACCAAAAUCAAGACCAUCGGCAGCACCUACAUGGCAGCAUCAGGCGUCACCCCGGAUGUCAGCAAUGGCUACACUUGCAUUAAGAAGGAGGAGCAGUCUGACAGAGAGCGCUGGCAGCACCUGGCAGACCUGGCUGACUUCGCCCUGGCUAUGAAGGUCACACUCAUGAACAUCAACUACCAGUCAUUCAACAACUUCAUGCUACGCAUCGGUCUGAACAAGGGUGGAGUGCUAGCAGGAGUGAUUGGUGCCCGCAAACCCCAUUAUGAUAUCUGGGGCAACACUGUGAAUGUGGCCAGUCGCAUGGAGUCCACAGGGGUGAUGGGAAACAUCCAGGUGGUGGAGGACUGCUACAACAUCUUGAAGGAGUACGGCUUCCGCUUUGUGAGGAGGGGGCCCAUCUUUGUGAAGGGAAAAGGGGAGUUGCUCACUUAUUUUCUGAAGGGAAGAGACAAACAAGGCUCAUUUAUCAACGGCUCCUCUGUCACUCUGCCACACCAGGUGGUGGACAGCUAAGGACCACACUCACACACAGCACAUACUUGGCAGCCAUCCACCGUGUGGUUAAUGCAGAG
This is a messenger RNA of Limanda limanda (common dab), 3515 nucleotides long. RefSeq names its product adenylate cyclase 3a (gene adcy3a). The transcript has 20 exons. The coding region runs from base 1 to 3456 and encodes 1151 amino acids. NCBI's taxonomy places the organism in Eukaryota, Metazoa, Chordata, Actinopteri, Pleuronectiformes, Pleuronectidae. The record is from RefSeq and is a predicted model, not a curated record. Gene Ontology annotation, biological process: intracellular signal transduction; adenylate cyclase-activating G protein-coupled receptor signaling pathway; cAMP biosynthetic process. Gene Ontology annotation, molecular function: adenylate cyclase activity. Gene Ontology annotation, cellular component: plasma membrane.